Molecule: messenger RNA, 2140 nt
Organism: Myotis davidii
Lineage: Eukaryota; Metazoa; Chordata; Mammalia; Chiroptera; Vespertilionidae
Gene: GLP2R
Product: glucagon-like peptide 2 receptor
Exons: 12
Coding region: 1-1542 (513 amino acids)
Biological process (GO): adenylate cyclase-modulating G protein-coupled receptor signaling pathway; cell surface receptor signaling pathway
Cellular component (GO): plasma membrane
Molecular function (GO): peptide hormone binding; glucagon receptor activity
Source: RefSeq, a predicted model, not a curated record
AUGGUCUUCAAAGCAGGCAACUAUUCAUCUGGAUCUCUCCUUGAGGAGACAACUCGAAAGUGGGCUCAGUACAGAGAGAAGUGCCUGAGAGACUUACUCAAACAACCUUCCGGCGUAUUUUGUAACGGAACCUUUGAUCGGUAUGUAUGCUGGCCGCAUUCUUCUCCGGGAAACGUCUCCGUUCCCUGCCCUUCAUACUUACCUGGGUGGAGUGAAGAGAACCCGGGAAGGGCCUACAGACGCUGCCUGGCUCGGGGCACUUGGCAGACGCUGGCGAACCGCACUGUUUGGCAGGAUGACUCCGAAUGCUCUGAGAACCACAGUGUCCAAAAAAACGUGGAACACCACGCCUUGCUGUCGACCUUGCAGCUGUUGUACACCGUGGGCUAUUCCCUCUCCACUGUCGCCCUCCUCCUGGCUCUCACUCUCCUCCUGUUCCUUCGAAAACUCCACUGCACCCGCAACUACAUCCACAUGAACCUGUUUGCUUCCUUCGUCCUGAAAGCCCUGGCCGUGCUGGGGAAGGACAUCGUCUUCCACAACUCUUACUCCAGGAGGCCCGACACCGAGAGGGAGUGGGUGUCCUACAUGUCCGAGAUUUCCACCUCCUGCCGCUCCGCCCAGGUUCUGCUGCACUACGUGGUGGGCGCCAACUACUCCUGGCUGCUGGUGGAAGGCCUGUACCUCCGCACGCUGCUGGAGCCCACCGUGCUCUCUGAGAGGCGGCUGUGGCCCACGUACCUGCUGGUGGGUUGGGGCUUCCCACUCCUGUUUGUUGUGCCCUGGGGCAUCGCCCGUGCGCAGCUGGAGAACACAGGGGCCCUUCCCAGGCUUUUGGUGGAGGUGGCCUUAGGGAGAGUGGGGUUUACUGCAAGCUCUUUCUACCUGACCGCUGACUGCCAAGUUGCCCCUAGUUUACCUGGACAGGGAUCUGAUGGCCAGGCCCAGGGUGACCUCGCUAUUCAUAGGCACAUGGACUCCAUCACUUACCCUUGUCUGCUUUUUUUCAAGGUCAAUUUCUUCAUCUUCCUGAAAAUUCUCAAGCUUCUCAUUUCUAAGCUCAAAGCCCAUCAAAUGUGCUUCAAAGAUUAUAGAUACAGGUUGGCAAAAUCAACGCUGGUUCUCAUCCCUUUAUUGGGUGUUCACGAGAUUCUCUUCUCUUUUGGACUACUUGUGGCCUUGCAGUACUGCUUUGUCAAUGGAGAGGUGAAGGCCGAGCUGCGGAGGCACUGGGGCCGCUUCAUGCUGGCCCACCACUCGGGCUGCAGAGCCUGGGGCCUGGAGAAGAACUUCCGGUUCCUGGGGAAGUAUCCCAAGAAGCUCUCCAAGGGAGACAGCGCCAGGGCGCUGCAGAAGUCACAGUCCUCGCCUGGCGGCGGGCAGCUCCUGCCUUUGACCAUGCAGGGCCUGGGGGAGCCAGGCACCAGGUCCCAUGGGGGCCACACAGCCUGGCGCUGGGGCCGCAGCCUGUCCGAGAGCAGCGAGGGAGACUUCACCCAGGCCCAUACCAUGGAGGAGAUUCUGGAGGAGAGUGAGAUGUAGGCGGGCUCCUGCGACAGGUGCUGUGGGGUGCCGUCAUCGCUCUUCCCGGGCACCAGGUCCACUUGGACAUGAAGUCUAUCUCGAGGUUCUUCAUGCUCUGAUGAGGUUGUGCAAACAGUCACUGCUUCUGCCUGCCAUUGUCAUCUACAACCUCCACUGGCGAAUUUUCCAGAAUGACCAUCAGCCCCUGGGGUGGCCCUAAAUUCAAGUGAAUGGAGCCCCAAGGCACAGAGAGAUGUCCUCUAUGAAAGAGGGGGCAGCCAAUACCUUUUCCUUUAUCCCUCACGGCAGAAGGUUUCCCUCUGAGGCUGGGUUUGGGUUGUAUAAGGACCACAUGGGAAGUGUUUUACAUGCAGAGUUGGGCUCCUGGAUGAUUCUAAGAAAGUACGUCUGGAGCGAUGGCCAGGGUUGGGAGUUGUGUAACAAGCAUCCCAGAUAACUCUGAUGCAAGCCCAGUGUGCAAAAGCGAGCAGCCCCCUGAGUGGUCAAUGGUGGGACAAAGCCAGUGAUGUCCUGGAUUCAACAGCUCAGCUGUGACCCGCUCGGCCCCCUCAGACAGUGGGCAACGCCACGCCGCCCAGAACCCCAUUCCUUUCCU